AUGCCUUCAACAAGCAACCCAGCACAAACCCCUAUCGCCAUCGUGGGACUAGCAUACGCCUACUCGCCAACCACCGACCGCUACAACGCCGACACCUUCUACCACCCGGCGUCCAAAGACCGGCAAAAUGUGCUGCCCACCAAGGGCGGCCACUUCCUCUCGCAGGACCCGUACGCCUUCGACGCCGCCUUCUUCAGCAUCACGGCCGCCGAAGCCGCGGCCAUGGACCCGAAGCAGCGCAUCGCCAUGGAAGUCGUCUACGAAGCAUUGGAAAACGCCGGCAAGCCGCUGCACCGCGUCGCCGGCUCGCAGACGGCGUGCUACAUCGGCUCGUCGAUGAGCGACUACCGCGACGCCGUCGUGCGCGACUUCGGAAACAUGCCCAAGUACCACAUCCUGGGCACGUCCGAGGAGAUGAUCUCGAACCGCGUGUCGCACUUCUUCGACAUACAUGGCCCCAGCGCGACGGUGCAGACGGCGUGCUCGUCGAGUCUCGUCGCGACGCAUCUGGGGUGCCAGAGCUUAAGGUCGGGGGAGUCGGAGAUGGCGAUUGUUGGCGGCGUCGGGAUGAUCCUUAGUCCGGAUGGGAAUUUCCAGCUCGCCAAUUUGGGAUUCUUGAAUCCUGAGGGCCACUCGAGGGCGUUCGAUGAGAAUGCGGGCGGCUAUGCGCGUGGCGAGGGGUGUGGGAUUCUCGUCAUGAAGCGGCUGGAUGACGCGCUGAGAGACGGGGAUUCCAUCCGCGCUGUGAUCCGAGGUUCUGGCGUGAACUCGGAUGGCUGGACACAGGGCGUGACGAUGCCGUCGAGCGAGGCGCAGGCUGAUUUGAUAAAAUACGUGUACGAGUCGAAUGGCUUGGACUACGGGUCAACGCAAUACGUUGAAGCUCACGGUACGGGAACCAAAGUCGGUGAUCCAGCAGAAGUGGGAGCAAUUCACCGAACUAUCGGGCAGGGCGCUACUAAGUCGCGGAAGUUGUGGGUCGGUAGCGUCAAGCCGAACAUUGGUCAUCUUGAGGCGGCUGCCGGUGUGGCUGGCAUCAUCAAGGGUGUGCUAGCCAUGGAGCAUGGCCUGAUUCCACCAAACAUCUAUUUGUCAAAGCCAAACCCCGCCAUUCCUUUUGAUGACUGGAACAUGGCGGUACCUACGAAGCUGACUCCCUGGCCCAUCACCCAAGGCGUGCGGCGCAUGAGCGUCAGUGGCUUCGGAAUGGGGGGUACAAAUGGACAUGUUGUGUUGGAAUCAUUCAAGCCCGGACACAACUACGCCAACGGCUCUCUCACCAACGGCACCACCAACGGUGUCCAUACCAAUGGUGUCAAGACCAAUGGUGCUCUUACCAACGGCGCUCUUACCAACGGCGCUCUUACCAAGCGUAUCGCCUUUCACAGCGGAAAGAGAUUAUUUGUCCUCAGCAGUCAAGAUCAGGCCGGCUUCAAACGUGUAGGCAACGCGCUCGCGGAGCACCUGGACAGCCUCGGCCCGGCUGCAUCCACCCCGGAGUACCUUGCCAACAUUGCGCACACUCUCGCAGCUUCCAGAUCCGGCCUUGCAUGGCGGGCCAGCUUCCUGGCCGAGAGCGCAGCGGAGUUGCGGGAGAAACUAUCAUCAGAGCCGGGAGAGAAUGCUGUCCGUGCAGCAACCGGCCAAGCACGCAUCGGCUUUGUCUUCACCGGACAGGGUGCGCAGUGGGCUCGAAUGGGCGUCGAGCUACUGGAACGCCCCGUUUUCAGGGACUCGGUUGCGAAAUCUGCCGACAUCUUGAAAUCGCUCGGAUGCGACUGGGACCCGGUCACGGAGCUGUCCAGGGGCAAAGACGAGUCGAGACUUGGCAUACCCGCCAUCUCGCAGCCCAUCUGCUCGGUUCUACAAAUCGCGCUUGUGGACGAGUUGAGUGCGUGGGGCGUCGUUCCCUCGAAGGUUGUUGGCCAUUCAAGUGGAGAAAUCGCUGCUGCAUAUACCAUGGGAGCCCUCUCUCACCACGAUGCUAUAGCGGCGGCUUACUUUAGGGGAAACGCAUCGGCGGGUCUGAAGCACCUCAAGGGCGGUAUGAUGGCUGUUGGAGCCUCGCCAGAGGAAGCCAGACAGUUCAUCCUCGAGGCUGCGCUCAAGAGUGGCUCAGUAAGCAUCGCUUGCGUCAACUCUCCCUCAAGCGUCACCCUCUCUGGCGAUGUCGCUGCACUUGAAGAGCUGCGCGCCAUCUUGGAAGAGCGAGGCGUGUUCGCCCGCCGCCUCAAGGUCGACGUGGCCUACCAUUCCUCCCACAUGAACUCCGCCGUAGGCAAGUACUACGCCUCCAUAGCCGACAUCGAGCCCGCCCAGCCGUCCGCCGGGCACCCGGUCAUGGUCUCAAGCGUCACGAACAGCGAGGUCGACGCCGAACUGCUGGGCCCGUCGUACUGGGUCCGCAACCUCAUCUCGCCCGUGCUCUUCGCCGACGCUGUCAAAGAACUCGUCCGCCCCGGCGACGACGGAGAAAACACGGUCGACCUCCUCGUCGAGGUCGGCCCGCACAGCGCUCUGGGCGGGCCAGUCGAGCAGAUCCUCUCGCACCACGGCAUCAAGAACGUCGCCUACAGCUCGGCCCUGACCCGAGGCCAGAAUGCUCUGGACUCUUGCCUCAAGCUCGCCGGUGACCUCUUUCUCCAAGGCGCACAAUUCUCCGUACAGAAUGCCAACGGCGACUCCUCCCAACCCCGCCUCCUCACCGACCUGCCCCCCUACCCAUGGAACCACACCAAGACCUUCCGCGCCGACUCCCGCCUCCACCGCGCCCUCACGACCCAACCCUUCGCCCCACGCAGCCUCCUCGGCUCGCCCCUCCCCCCCAUGGCCGAAAACGAGCACCAAUGGCGCUCCUUCAUCCGCCUCGCCGACGAGCCCUGGCUGCGCGGCCACGCCGUCGGCAGCACGGUACUCUUCCCCGGCGCCGGCAUAGUCAGCGUCGUCCUGGAAGCCGCGCGGCAGCUGGUCGACGCGGGCAAGACGGCGCGCGCGUUCCGGCUGCGCGAUGUGAACCUGUUCGCGGCCAUGGCGCUGCCGGAGGACCAGCCGACCGAGGUCAUUGUCCACAUAAGGCCGCAUUUGAUUGCGACGAGCGGCUCGACGCCGGCGAGCUGGAUGGAGUGGACGGUGUCGUCGUGCGUCGGGACGGAUGCGCAGCUGCGGGACAAUGCGCGCGGGUUGGUGGCGAUUGAUUACGAGGAGCAUCGGAGUGCGCAGAUGGCGGGCGAGGACGCGCUGGCGGAUAAGGCGAGGAUGGCGGAGUACCGCCGCGUGCGGGAAGAGUGCGAGGAGACGUACGAUAAGGGAAGAUUCUACGAGCAGUUUGCCAAGGCGGCGUGGAACUAUGGCGAGCUGUUCCAGGGCGUGGAGCUUUGUCGUCCGGGCCACGGCAAGACGGUGUACGAUGUCAAGCUGGUCGACGUCGGGGAGACGUACAGCAGGGGUCAGCUGGAAAGGCCGUUCCUCAUCAACGCCGCGUCGCUCGAUGCCAUCUUCCAGGGCUCGCUGGGCGCGACGUACAAGGGCAACGGCGUCUUCGAGUACGACAAACCGCAUGUCCCGACUACGAUUGGUGAGAUGGAGAUUUCCGCCGAUAUCCCGGCUGAUGCGGGCUACGUCUUGCCGAGCGUCUGUCGGGGGGAGAGAUACGGCUUCAACGAGUUGUCCUCAGACAUUGCCGUCUUCGAUAAGGAUGUCUCCAAGGUCUUCCUGUCGGUCAAGGACUUCCGAACCUCGGAGCUGGAUAUGGAAGUGGGCCAGGCCGAUGGGGACGGCGUAGAGGUCGAUCCGGCUGACAUCACGUCUGAGGUGAAGUGGAACUAUGCCCUGGGUCUGCUGAAGACGGAAGAGAUCAGCCGGGUGUUGAGCAGAUUCCCGGCUAGUUCAAGGCUCACCGAGCUUAUUCGCCUGGCAAUCCAUGAAAAGCCGGCGGCAACGGCCAUCGAGUUGAUCUCUGAGGAAGCUGAUUAUAGAAACGCAGCUAUAUUGAAGCUGCCCGAAGGCGAAAUUCGUCCAGACCGCAUCCGUUAUGCUGUGGCAAACCCUGGCCAGAAUGAUGGGAAUGCAUUCGGCCAGAUUGUUUCCCUUGGCGAAAACAAUGCUCCAGUGCCCGCUGAUAAGGCUCCCUCCGAUCUGCUGAUCAUUUCGCACGAGCUUUCAGACCCGAGCAAUCUAGAGAAGCUCAUUGACCUGGCAAGACAGCAACUGGCGAAGCCUGACGCCACUAUCGUCGUGACUGCCAGCAAUGAUGCUGCGGCUUCGGCGUUGGUGAGCAAGGGCUUCGAGAUUGUCUCAGACGUCGAGGACGGGAAAUCCAUUGCUCUGUACUCUAGCCGGGAAGCCCAAGCAGGACCACUCACCAAUGGCUCGUCGACUCACGAUGUAGUCAUUAUCCAGCCGUCCACAACCACGUCCGCUGCAGAGAAGUUCGCCUCCGUGCUCCAGGAAACUAUUCAGGACCAAGGGUACGCGGUCUCGACAAGCGUUUGGAACAAUGGUAUCAAUUCCGAGGAUGUCAAGGGCAAAACAUACAUCUCGUUGAUGGAGCUCGAACGGCCACUGCUGGAGGACCUCUCCGAGCCUGAUUUUGAGACUGUCCGAACAGUGGGAUUGAAUUGCGAGAGGCUCCUCUGGAUCACCUGUGGCGACAACCCAGCGUUCGGAAUGGUCGACGGUCUCACGCGAACCAUGAUGAGCGAGAACGCGAGCAUCAAGUUCCAAAUCCUACAUCUCAGCGAGCCGACGGGGCACCAGUACGGUCCCUCCCUCGCAACCCGAGUUCUCACUUCGAACACCGGGGACAAUGAAUUCCAAGAAGUGGGUGGUAUCCUGCAGAUUGCCCGCUUUUUCAAGAGCCUCCAGCAGAACGAGAGCAUCCGCCACCAUCUGGAAGCCUCCGUUCGCAACGAGAAUCUCAACGACAAAGGCGAAGCUCUCCGACUCACAAUCGGCAACCCUGGUCUGUUGGAUACGUUGAGAUUCGUCCCAGACGAACGUAUGACUCCUCCGCUUGAAGACCACGAGGUCGAAGUCGAGGUCAAGGCUGCAGGCAUCAAUUUCAAGGAUGUCAUGGCUUGCAUGGGUCUGAUUCCCGUUGAAGCGCUGGGCCUGGAGGCCAGUGGUGUCGUUGUGAAGAUGGGAAGCAAGGUAACUGACUUCAAGCCCGGGGAUCGCGUCAGCACCGUCCACAUUGGAGCCUAUGCGACCAGAAUCCGAGUGCACCACCAUGGAUUGGCCAAGAUUCCGGACUCCAUGUCCUUCAAAGAUGCAGCAGCGUCUCCUAUCGUGCACACGACGGCGUACUACGCGUUUAUCUGCGCCGCCAAGCUUCGUAAGGGCCAGUCUGUGUUGAUCCACGCAGCGGCGGGAGGUGUGGGUCAAGCGGCAAUACAGCUGGCCAAACACCUUGGGCUUGUCAUAUAUGUCACCGUGGGCACCGAAGACAAGCGCAAACUCAUCAUGGAGGAGUACGGCAUCCCCGAGGAGCACAUAUUCCACUCGCGCGACGCCAGCUUCGUCAAGGGCAUCAAACGCAUCACCGGCGGCCGCGGCGUCGACUGCGUCCUCAACUCCCUCUCCGGCGAGCUCCUUCGAGCAUCCUGGGGCUGCCUCGCCUCCUUCGGCCACUUCAUCGAGAUCGGCCUGCGCGACAUCACCAACAACAUGCGGCUGGACAUGCGGCCCUUCGGCAAGAGCACGUCCUUCACCUUCGUCAACAACCACACGCUCUUCCUCGAAGACCCGGAGACCUUCUACCAAGUCUUCCACGACUGCUUCGCCCUGAUCCAGCAGGGCGUCCUCCGCGCCCCCAGCCCCGUCGUCGUGUACCCGGUCGGCCAGGUCGGCGACGCCUUCCGCACCAUGCAGCAGGGAAAGCACCGCGGCAAGCUCGUGCUGUCUUUCGCCGGGGAUGAUGACGGUAAGGUCGAAGCCCCGGUCCUCCGCAAGGCUGAGGACUCGCUCAAGCUUGAUCCCGAUGCUACGUACCUCUUCAUCGGCGGCCUGGGCGGCUUGGGCCGCAGCCUCGCGAAGGCGUUCGUUGCGUCGGGCGCGCGCAACAUCGCCUUCCUCUCGCGCUCCGGCGACGCCACGCCACAGGCCGCAGCCGUCGUGGCCGAGCUCUCCUCCAAUAGCGGCGUCCGCGUGAAAGCCUACCGCGGCGACGUAUCCGACUCGGCCUCCUUCCUCGCCGCCAUGACGCAGUGCUCCCGCGACCUGCCCCCCAUCAAGGGCGUGAUCCAGAUGGCCAUGGUCCUGCGCGACGUCGUCUUCGAGAAGAUGUCGUACUCUGACUGGACCACCGCUCUCCGCCCGAAGGUCCAAGGAACCUGGAACCUGCACACCUACUUCUCCGACCGCGCCCUCGACUUCAUGAUCCUCUGCUCCUCCAUCUCCGGCAUCCACGGCAACCCGGGCCAAGCUCAAUACGCCGCCGGCAACACGUACCAAGACGCGUUGGCGCACUCCCGCCGCACCCAGGGGCUCCCGGCGGUAGCAGUCAACCUCGGCAUCAUGCGCGACGUCGGCGUCCUCGCCGAAACCGGCACGACGGGCAACUUCGCCCUGUGGGAGCGCGCGCUCGGCAUACGCGAGCCAGCCUUCCACGCGCUGAUGAAGAGCCUGAUCAACCAAGCCCUCCGUGGCAGCGACGGCCGUUGUCCGGCACAGGUGACCACCGGGCUCGGCACGGCCGACAUCAUGGCGGCGCACGGCCUGGCGCGGCCGGAGUACUUUGCCGAUCCGCGGUUCGGGCCGCUGGCUGUUGCGAGCGUCGCUUCGGCGGGCGCGGCGGCGGACGGGCAGCAGGGUGGGGAGUCCGUGGCGGCGAGGCUGGGGAAGGUGAAGGGGAACAAGGACGAGGCGGCGGGGAUCAUUACGGAGGCGUUGGUGCAGAAGACGGCGGAUAUUCUGCAGAUGCCGGCGUCGGAGGUUAAUCCGGGACGGCCGUUGUAUCGGUACGGUGUGGAUUCGCUGGUCGCGCUCGAGGUGCGGAAUUGGAUUUCGAGGGAGUUGAAGGCGAAUAUGGCGUUGUUGGAGAUUUUGGCGGCGGUGCCGAUUGAGAGUUUGGCCGGGAAGAUUGCGGAGAAGAGUAAGUUGGUGACGGGGGUGUAG
This is a messenger RNA of Lasiodiplodia theobromae, 7113 nucleotides long. Its product is annotated as Mycocerosic acid synthase. Bases 1 to 7113 code for a protein of 2370 amino acids. The record is from RefSeq and is a predicted model, not a curated record. NCBI's taxonomy places the organism in Eukaryota, Fungi, Ascomycota, Dothideomycetes, Botryosphaeriales, Botryosphaeriaceae. Gene Ontology annotation, molecular function: fatty acid synthase activity; oxidoreductase activity; phosphopantetheine binding. The transcript is spliced from 9 exons. Gene Ontology annotation, biological process: secondary metabolite biosynthetic process; fatty acid biosynthetic process.